Molecule: messenger RNA, 111 nt
Organism: Geosmithia morbida
Lineage: Eukaryota; Fungi; Ascomycota; Sordariomycetes; Hypocreales; Bionectriaceae
Exons: 2
Coding region: 1-111 (36 amino acids)
Source: RefSeq, a predicted model, not a curated record
AUGUCCCAAUCUCUCGUGUCCCAUCCGUCAUGUCGUCCCGGCUUCAUCCCCGGAUUCCUCCACGUUGAGAUCCAGCAUCCUUCCGUGUCUCUUGAGAGUACGAAAUACUAA